GCGCGUGCUCCGCGGCUUGGCCCCUCUGGGACCCCGUAGGGCGUCUCCAUGGCGACCGCGUGGGCCUGGCGGCCUGCAUCGUUGGGCUGCACCGCUCUCGGUUCGCCGCGUGCCAGCGAGCUCCUGCUCGCGGAGAGGGGCGCCGCAGGAGGAUUGUAGGACGUUGAAGCAGCCUUCACGGUGCUGAUUCCCAGGAGAGGAUCCAUGAGGGAAGGCCCGGGGUGUCCGUGGGUCGCCCUCUCUCAUUCAUUGCUCAGCCUUUGGGCAGCUCCUUAACUACCCCAAGCCUCGCACUCCUCAGCACAAGCACGGGAAGGAAACCCAGCGCUGCUCCCUGAGCCGAACGGGCAGGAUUCCUGGGCUCAGGGAGGAGCUUAAAGUGGAAUCUUGGAACUCUGUGCUGCGAAGUGAGGCUCAUACAUUUAAUCAGAACCUUCUUGACUUCCUGCUUUCUUCCUUCCUUCGAACUUGAGUGUCAAAUUUAUACCGUUUAUGAAAAAUGGUGGUUUUGUGACUCCAGAGCGCACAGGAUGAGCAGUGGCCCCCCGACGGCUGGCAGAUGGACGGAAGCGGCCCCUCCGAGCUGCCCCCUGGGGCGGCUGAUCCAGAGCGCAGUGCCGGCCAAGUUAGCAGCGUGCCCGCCUCCCCCUCCGGAGAGGUUCACCAGGAGGUCAAGGGGGUCGUCCUUUCAUCGGUCUUAGACUUGAGUCAACGUGGCCUUCACCAUUUAGAAGACGUCUUUAAAAUCCCCAACAUUAAACAACUGCAUCUUCAAAGAAACGCCCUCUGCGAGAUUCCCGCAGACUUCUUCCAGUCGCUGCCAAACCUCGCGUGGCUGGACUUCCGCUACAACAGCAUCAGAGCUCUUCCUUCUGGGAUCGGGUCUCACAAGCAUUUGAAAACUUUGCUUUUAGAAAGAAAUCCUAUCAAAACGUUACCUGUGGAGCUGGGGAACGUGACCACACUGAGAGCCUUGAACCUGAGACACUGCCCCCUGGAGUUCCCCGCCCCCCUCGUCGUGCAGAAGGGACUGGGUGCCAUCCUGGCCUUCCUGCAGGCCUGGGCCAUGCAGCGGCCUCCUCCCCGAGGGUCAGCUUCUCCAGAGCGCGUGGCCGACAAAGACGCUGUUAAUUCUCAGGAUCGAAGGGGGAGGUUAAAAGAAAAGGCAGACUUCCUCCCUCCUGUCGAAAAGCUGGACCUGAGUGAGCUGGGCAAGUCCACUGCCUCCCCAGAAGACUGGCCGGGCGAGGAGGAAAUCAGGCGCUUUUGGAGGCUGAGGCAGGAGAUUGUCGAGAAGGAGCGGGAGGAAGUGCUUGCAAAGCAGCUCUUACCGGCAGAGUUACCUGCAAACCUCAAGGCGGCUCUGAACACGAAGGAGAUAGAACAUUCCGGCUCCAGACACGUUCUCAGCGCGUGCCGUCCACGGUGGAGUGUUCACCGCGGGGUCUGUGACGGUAGAAGGAAGACGUCCUCCCUCAGGAGCGUCCUACCGGCCCUGGCGCCACGGCAGCGAGUGGGGCUUCCCGCCAGGAGAGCGGAGGACAGCGGAGCCUUGGCCCCCAGGGAGCAGCGCAUAAGAGACGAAGGAGCACCGCGGGAGUGGCGGGAGCGAGCCCGGACCCGGAGGACAGCGGAGGCGGCCCUGGGCAAGCCCCUGCCUCCCCAGAGGAGUCUGGUACAAGGACGCCAGCGGGAGGGGUCUCAUCCGGUCCGGGGGCCACGGUGCCCGCUGCAGAGGUGGAGCCUGCGGCCCGCUGACAGACCUAUUUCCUCUCAUGCGGUGUCAAAGAUUCCCUGUGCCGUGGAUUUGGCAGACAAGGAGAAAAUGCCAGUGAAUCCACCCGGAAACGUGAGGCAAAGCAAAGAGAAGUCAUCGCAAACAAGCGAAGAAAUGAGGGCCUUCCGAGAGGAGCUCUGGGAAGAAAACACAAAGCAGCACCUUCAGAAAACGCACGAGGGAAGAAAAAGAUUUCAAGGCACGGCGCCACUCAAGGAAACGAGUCCGGCUGCCCGGGACUUGGAGAUUGCCAGGAAGCUACAGGAUCAAGUGACGGAGUCGGGACCGGGCCCGACCUUAACUAGAAGCCACCGGUUCGCGGCUCUCGCUGGGCACCGUCCACGCCACCCACCUGCGUCCCAGCCCCAGAAGAUAUUGUUCGACACGAAAUACUGAGUCUGAGGACGGUCGCGAGUGCUAAUGAGUGAGGAUCCCUGGCGCUGACAAAGACUCUUCAGACCGAGGAGUGGGUGUAGCGGCUCGUGGGCCCUGCCUGGGUGUCCUUCCCUGCGAGCGCGCCCGGGGCGUCCGCUCCAACGCCACCCCCUCCUCCCCGGGGUCUGCGCGGCUUUUUCAGAGGCUGUAAAAGGGUUAAGCCGGAUUAAAGGAGAGAACACCAAGGACGAGCCACCGGGUGUGCACUCCUGUGCCCGUGUCUCUGCCCGUCCCACCGACGGCACGUCCGCGGGUCAGCACCUGGCCCUCCCCUCUGCCCCCGUCAGCCCCUCCUAGCUAGCCCUCACCCAGCCUGCUCAGACCCUCCUGCAGGAGCCUCCGACUGAGUGUUCAAUAAAUUCAAGGGCUUGACCUUGAAACUGUCUUUGA
Messenger RNA from Leopardus geoffroyi (Geoffroy's cat), 2602 nucleotides. RefSeq names its product leucine rich repeat containing 27 (gene LRRC27). Bases 560 to 2173 code for a protein of 537 amino acids. Gene Ontology annotation, molecular function: protein binding. The record is from RefSeq and is a predicted model, not a curated record. Lineage: Eukaryota; Metazoa; Chordata; Mammalia; Carnivora; Felidae. The transcript has 14 exons.